Molecule: messenger RNA, 1325 nt
Organism: Magnolia sinica
Lineage: Eukaryota; Viridiplantae; Streptophyta; Magnoliopsida; Magnoliales; Magnoliaceae
Product: agamous-like MADS-box protein MADS3
Exons: 8
Coding region: 404-1132 (242 amino acids)
Biological process (GO): positive regulation of transcription by RNA polymerase II
Cellular component (GO): nucleus
Molecular function (GO): RNA polymerase II cis-regulatory region sequence-specific DNA binding; DNA-binding transcription factor activity, RNA polymerase II-specific; protein dimerization activity
Source: RefSeq, a predicted model, not a curated record
CAUUUCCUAUUUCUCGAAGGAGGAUCCUCGAGCUAGCAAGAGAUAGUGUGUGGUUUCUAUGUAUUAUUUCGGCUAAGUCGUGAGAAUAACCUUCUCUUCUCUCCCUCUCUCUCUCUCUCUCUCUCUCUCUCUCUCUCUCUCUCUCUCCUUCCUUUUUUUAGUAGAAGGAAUUUUCAGACUCUCGAAAGGCCUAUUUCUGCUAUUCCUUUCCCUUUUAUUACCCCAAAUCCUCUCUCCUGUAACUAUAAUAUCCUCACGUUCCCCAGAUUUACCCUUAGAUAUCUCCCUCCCUCUCUCUCUAUCUCUAUCUCUCUAUCUCUCUCUCUCUCCAUAAAAGCUCUCUUUCUCUCUUUCUCCUUCUCCUUCUCUUCUUAGAAAGAAGAAAAAGGAGAGAAAAUCUGAGAUGGGGAGAGGUCGCGUAGAGCUGAAGAGGAUCGAGAACAAGAUCAACCGCCAGGUCACCUUCUCCAAACGUCGCAACGGUCUUCUCAAGAAAGCUUACGAACUUUCCGUUCUCUGCGAUGCUGAGGUCGCUCUUAUCAUCUUCUCCAGCCGCGGCAAGCUCUACGAGUUCGGCAGCGCUGGCACGAACAAAACGCUUGAGCGAUACCAAAGAUGCUGUUACACUCCUCAAGAUGUUGUCGUUUCUGAUCGCGAAACACAGGGAUGGUAUCAGGAAGUGUCCAAGUUGAAGGCAAAAUAUGAAUCUCUGCAGCGCUCACAAAGGCACCUGCUAGGAGAAGAUCUUGGACCACUGAGUGUGAAAGAAUUGCAGCACCUAGAAAGACAACUCGAAGUUGCCCUUUCACAAGCAAGGCAAAGAAAGACACAAAUAAUGAUAGAGCAGAUGGAAGAGCUUCGCAAAAAGGAACGUCAACUUGGGGACAUAAACAAGCAGCUUAAGAUUAAGCUCGAAGCCGAAGGACAAGGCCCAUUCAGAUGCAUUCAAGGUUCCUGGGAAUCUGGAGCCAUGGUUGGAAACAACACCUUUUCUAUAAAUGCACCUCAAGCUGCUCCCAUGGAGUGUGAACCCACCUUACAAAUAGGGUACCACCACUUUGUUCCUCCUGAAGCAAACAUUCCGAGGAGCGUAGCUGGCGAGAGCAACUUCAUCCAGGGGUGGGUCCUUUGAACCAUUCAAACAAAAUAAACAAACAGACUCAAACAAUAUGAUUGGUAUGAACUUAAUACUAUAGGAUAUGUAUAGUUAUUUCGAUACUUGUGAUAUCAAUAUUUGCAUGAAUCUGGUCCAAACUUUAGUGGGCCUUGACUACUGUACUUUUGCCAUCUUUUUAUAUAAAUUAUUAGCUAUUGGUGGUGUAGAA